Durusdinium trenchii is the source of this 2787-nucleotide messenger RNA. The record is from the annotation of a GenBank genome assembly. Lineage: Eukaryota; Dinophyceae; Suessiales; Symbiodiniaceae.
AUGGAUUGCUUGUGGCUGUCCCUUGAGUGGGAGAGACAGGCCGAUCCUCGCAACCGCUUGCGAACCUCGAAGAUGCUGUUGGAGAAGCAAGUUGGUGAACAAUUUUGUGUUCCCAGCCGUCUAAAUGCGGUAGCCAACGCAAUGGUGCUGCGGCCCGUACUCGACCGCUUGAACAAAGCAGAGAAGUUCCGCCUACCACAUCUGGAUGAUUUGAAGGUAGAAAUUCGUACUCUCUAUGAGAAGUGUGGCCUUACUCCUGGAGAUAAGGAUGUCUACCAAGCUAGUAUGGAGUUGAAGCGGUUGGCUGGGCUUGUGAAGCGCCGUGCUCACAGAAAGGAAGUCACCAAGGAGAUGGGCCACACCAAAACAGUUUUUGGGCGCAAGUCGGAGCUUCUGGAGCAGAUCGCACAGAAGAAGGCAGAGCUCCAGAGGAAGAAUGCCAUUGUGCGCUCCAACUCGUCGUUGACGCUUUUCUUAGUUCAGGGGAAAGACCCGGCUGAGACUGUGCCUUCUCCAGUGGAUCCACAGGAAACUAUGAAGCCUCCUGCGGCCAUUCCACGCAAAGGGGCCCGUCCUGUGAUUCCAGCGAGUGACACAGAGGAUACCCAGCUAGUUGAGGAGCACGCCUUUAGCAUGGCAAUGCCCUUGGAAGAUGAAGGUGAUGAAAGGGAACCUGAUCCACCAACCAAGUUGUCCGAAGAGUCCAAGUCUCCUGCAGAGCCUACGCCUGCGGAGGUGCUGACCCGCCGUGACCAGCUGAAGCUGAAGGAAGCAAAGAAGAAGGAACAAGAGGCCAAACAAGCUGAGAAGAAGGCAGAGAAAGAAAAACAACAGGCUGAGAAAAAGGCAGCAGCAGAGGCCAAAAAGGCUGCCAAGAAGGCAGAGCAGGAUGCUAAGAAGCUUGAGAAGGCAGCGAAAGCAAAGCCAAAAGGCAAGGCGAAGGCUGCAAAAGGCCUUGCUGAUGAUGCUCCAGAAAAGCCGGCCGAGAUGCCAGAGGAGCCGGCCAAAGUGGCAGGUGCAGCCGAUGGUCCUGGUGGGAAUGAUGGUCAGCCUCCACAGAAGAGGAGGAGGUUGAAGCAAAGUGAAGUGGCUGAGCCGGAGCUGAAAGCUCAGGUGGAAGCUAAGGCGAAAGCCGAGCCAAAGCCUAAGGGGAAAAGCAAAGCAAAGGCCAAGGGUGCUCCUCGUGCCAAGGGUAAGGAGCCCCAUGAAGACGAUGAUGAAGUUGCUACUCCCAAAAGAAAGCUUUUCCAAUCGGAUGGAGAGGGUGAGGAAAAGGUGAAGCCUGAUGAUGAAGAAUCCAUCGAGGCGAAAAAGGCUGCUCUGCUUCAGCAGAUGUUUGAAGACGACAAGCCCAGCCGCUGGAGGAAAUCACACCCGCAAAAACCAUCGAGGGCGGCAGCCAAGUCAGGGGCAUCUGCAGAGGUGACUCAUGGCAAAGGUAAGAAGAAGCCGGAACUAUCCCCUUUUGCCAAGAAGGAGGUCAGGCGACGCAAGAAGGCAGAGCUUCAAACGAUGCAGUCUUCUCCGCAAGAAGAUGCUCAGGUGCAAGGGAUUCUCAUGCAGCAUGCCAAGGUCUGCCAGGACAUGCCAUUUGAUGCCCUGAAGAAGUACUUGUACGGCAAGGUCCAAAAGAAGUUCACCAAGUCCUACUUGAACCCUUACUUGCAGAAGCAGGCAUGUGGGGUGAAGGUCAAGCUUGAGGGUUGGAAAGCUUUCUCAGAGAUCUUCUACUUCGGGCGCUGUGGCACGGCACCAAGCUUCAAUGCUGGUUGUGUGGCUGCCUAUGCUGCCUGGUUGGGUGAGCAACCAAAUGAAGAGAUUGAGAAAUACGAGGACCCGAACAGCUUGGUUCAAGCUAAGUUCAUGUCUUUUAAGUACAACGCCAAUGACCACAGCACCUUCGCCUUGGUGGAAACUUUUGCUGGCCAAGCGGAAGUAACCCGUAAUGCUCGCAUGGCCAACUAUCGGACUGCGCUGGCUAUGAUGCUGCGAGGAGAUUGGAUCCAGGGAUGGGUGGCCUUUUUUGGCCUUAAGUGUUCCACAUGGACAUCGGUCAAUGCAGGCACAUCAGGUCGCUCAGCAUGUUCUUCCAUUGGAAACUGUGAAUAUAAAAGUGUUAGAGAUGGCAACUGCCUUGGAAGCCGGAUGAUCCUAUUGAUGAUGGUGGCAGUAUGUCUCAAUGCCACAAUCAUCUUGGAACAGCCCUUCUCGAGUUAUUUUCAGUUCUACCCUCGUUUCCGUGAACUGGUCUGUAUGCUGCAGAAACAUGGAGGCCCAACCGCGGUGCACAAAACCUGCUGGUACAUGCUCCACUAUGGAAGCCCGACUCCCAAAAGGCAUUAUGCCUUCAGCAACUCGCGGCAUGUUGCCAGAUUGGAUGCGGGAAAGCUCCGGGGCUGGGAGAAGAGGAAGGGGGUUUUGAAAACCAUGGGGAAGUCCCAUGACCUGUUGACAAGUAUGUGGACUCCAAUGGAAAAGCCCGAUGGAAAGGAAACUCCAGGCUACGUGGCAGUGAGUUCGGGUCUUACUUUUUCCAAAGCAUUGAGGAACUAUCCUGCAAAGUUCGGACAGAAAAUGGCCACCCUCAUGAACGAUCUGAUCUCCGAGAAGAAAGGCAUUCCUGAGCUGCCGGAGUCGACCCCCAGCGCUGAGAGCACUUUCAGUUCCAUGACAUUUGAAGAUUUGUGGUCAGAGGCAUACUUGACAUCUGUGUGCCACUAUCUUCGGGGAGGCAAUUAUUUGAAGAUCCCUCCAUCUUUUCGGGAGUUGGUGCCAAAGAAGCUUUAG